UUUUAUAAUAGGUGUUUAGAUUGAACUAUUGAAGUUUUAAUUCUGCCCAUGACUGGAAAUGCCCAAGCAAAUUAUAAUUAGAAAUUUGUUGAUUAUUAGAAGUGAGUUUCUUUAAUUAUAUGGAAUUCUUGUGAUGAGACGAAUUCCGUCAUUCUUUUUUGAGGGUUAGCAUUGAAAUACUGAAGUGCUUGGGGAUCUGAAGUGGGAGGAGAGUGGAAGCUAAAAGAGUAUGAGCUCUUUAAUGGAGCACAUGCUUUUAAGAGAGAGAGAAUUUGCAGUUGAUCUUGAGAGUGGUAGGACUGCUAACGAAGAAGUGGGAGGCCCUGGCCCUACUUCAAAUGCCAAAUUGGAGGAGGCGGUUUCCACCAAAGUCUGCAGUGUGUUUGUAGAUGUUGGAGAGUCAAGCAAGAAUGGGGUGAAUUUGGACAGUAACUUGAAAAAUGGCAGUGAGGCUUCUCCCGAGAUUAUAAAGUCCUUGAUGGACAAGAAGGUAGAGGGAGUAGUUGCCGCAAAUCAAGCCGAGGAGAAAACAGGGAAGAGCAAACGUAAAUCAACAAGUGCUAAAAAGCCUCCCAAACCUCCCCGGCCUCCCAGAGGAUUGUCACUUGAUGCUGCAGACGAGAGGCUGAUCAAAGAGAUUGCUGAACUUGCCAUGAUUAAGCGUGCAAGGAUCAAGCGGAUGAAGGCAUUGAAGAAAAUGAAAGCUGCGAAGGCAUCAUCACCAAAUGGCAACUUAUUGGCGACGCUUUUCACAAUGAUUUUCUGUCUUGUGAUAAUUUUUCAAGGAGCGUCCUCCAGAUGUAGUUCACCUGUCAGCUCCCAUGGUCCACCAGAGUUGGCUGGAGGAGAAGAGAAUGGGUUUGCUUUGAUUCAUGGAUUUCAGGAUACCAGUAUACCUGUUUCUGGUCCUCCCAAUUUAGCAGAAGGGGUUUCUGGUUUAGAUACUGAGGGUAAGGCUGGCAGAGCUGUGGGAUGAAAUAGAAUGGGGUAUGAAAGUUUACAGGCAAAUAAAAGAUUCAAGCAGAUUUUGAAGGACCUUGCAUUCUUGUGCCCGGCACCUCUGAAGUGGAGUUUCUUAUAUGUUGAUUAAUUGCUUUAUUAGUUAUUACAUCAAAGCCUAUGACAAUAUACUUGCAACGUACAGUAAUUGGUAUACUUGGGUGAAUUACCAUAUGAGCUCUGCUGGUAUUUUCUACAGUUGAUGCAAGAUUAUCAUCUUUGAAGCGGAAUUGAGUGACUAGAUUCUGCCAGAUUGUUAUACUGCUUACACGUUAUACUACAUGGUUUUAUUUGUUGGUGGCAAUUAGAGUUCUUCAAAUACAACAAUGCACAUUUGUAUGAUGACAGAUGAACUUCCAUGGAUCAAUGAGUUGUUUCUCUUCCCCUGAUUAGUAAGUAGUUAGGUUUGUCUCGGAGAUCAUUGUUUUGUGCCAGAAAUCUGUGGGCUAUUGUAUGGGGAACGAGUUUUCUGUAGCACUUGGCCACAUAGAUUUUUCUAACAGAACUCUACUUUAUAUUUUCUGGAAUUCAUGUGGCUAGAUCCGCUAAUUGAGC
Messenger RNA from Ilex paraguariensis (yerba mate), 1554 nucleotides. NCBI's taxonomy places the organism in Eukaryota, Viridiplantae, Streptophyta, Magnoliopsida, Aquifoliales, Aquifoliaceae. The record is from the annotation of a GenBank genome assembly.